UCAUGGCUCAAACGGACUUCGCUCUUUGGUCACGGCAUCUCACUGUGGGUUUCAUAUCCUAGCGAAUUUUUCUACACAUGGUUCGAUCUAUCUCGGUCGUAUAGAGAGGCAUACGAUUAAACAAAUAAAGAGGAAGGGAAAAAUGAAGGGUGUCAGGAAAAAAAGGAACAGAGCUGUUGAACAAUCCGAGAUAUCCACAUUCUGUUGACGUUCGCGUAGCUUUUCCUUUCGAGAACGCGCGUUUACGUUUUCUUGGCCCAAUAGUGAUAUGCCAGGCGUCAAAUACGACGUUGUCGUUAACGUUCAUCUAGCAUAACCUCAAACUCCCUGUGAUUACAUUAUACUACGCUUCAGCGACGUCGAGGCAUUAAUGUCAACUGUGCCGAAUGUGUAAGACAAGAUUUCUAACUGGGCGACAGAUGCUGCGAAGCCUUCAUUGCUCUUUAUCGCACGUAAGUUCCGGACUUAGACGUGUAUGAUGUAAGGGACUCGUUAGUAUGCUGGAUAAGCGGCGACUCCAUGCCUCCGGUACGUCGCCUUACACUUUGAUUUUCGUGGUCGCCUUGGCACUGACUGGAUGCUUCUCCUUCUGGCUUCACAUCGACAGCUCCGGUUCACCGACGCCGUACAGCAGCGGCGCGUCGGCACCGGGAUAUCUGCUAAUCCUUCCCGGAAACGUGACGCUCUCCCCACAGCCGUAUUUACUGCACGAACUUUCGUUCGGUGACAAAUCCACCUUGAUCGACAUAAAGGACUUCCGGUUCACGAUCAACAAUGACCCGUGCAACCGGACGCACCCGUUGCUGCUGAUGCUGGUUCAUUCGGCUCCCGAAAACUUUGUUAAGAGAAACGUGGUCAGGGAGACAUGGGGCCAGCAAUCUCCGGAGGUGGCGCUCCUCUUCUUCGUCGGCUCGUCUGAUGAAUAUCAGACGAUGCUGGAAGAGGAGAAUAGAAAAUUCAAAGAUUUGAUACAAGGCAACUUUCUCGAUGCCUACAGAAACAUGACUUACAAGCAUGUGAUGGCAUUGAAGUGGGCUACGUAUCAUUGUCCAAGUGCCAAAUAUAUAUUAAAAUUAGACGAUGAUGUUUUUGUUCAUAUACCUGCCAUGUUGGAUUUCUUGACUCGUGAUCUAUCGCCAUGGGGAGCCAGACGAUUGAUCCUAUGCGAUCUUCUACCCACGGGUACCGUGAAGAGAUCCUGGCGUUCCAAGUGGAGAGUCUCCCCUCAAGAAUAUCCUGGCAGACACUAUCCUGCGUAUUGUGCCGGAUGGGCUAUACUCUACUCUCCUGAUAGCGUAUUUCUUUUGUAUCGUGAGGCACAGAAAGAGCCAUAUUUCUGGAUCGACGAUGUUCAUAUUACCGGGACGUUAGCUAGGAAAGUAAAUUUAACACAAACCUCUCUGCAUUACUUGGUGCUAACUAACGAGAAUAUGCAGGACCUUCUAUCAAAUCCAAAUUCUCGUAGGGAGUUUCUGUUCGGACCUCCAAACCUUACUGAAAACGAGAUAAGAGCCUUACAGAGUUUGGUCACUAAACCACGGCCUAGCAGCGAAAGCCUAGUAAACUGAAACAUUUCGAAUGAACGAAAGACAUUUAUGCAUCUGUGAUCAUUUUUAUUCUCAAAAUAAUUUUUCAGACGAAAAAGCCUCAUCGCGAUUUUAAAUUCUUUCUUUUACCUAUCCCCAGUGACCUUUAGAUACAAAGGUUAAAAAUUAAUUCUCAAACGAAAUAUUUCGAUAAUUAAAUUUUAUUAACGAUAAGGCAGAUGCAUAAAUCUUUUUCUUAUUUAAUACGACAAAAAAAUUCUCCGGUACUUGAUAUUUUGCACACUUUUCAUACAUUUCAAUUCUCUACGGAUAUAAUUCUCUUCGUGAGUGUUCAAUUUUUUGCACAGUAUUUUUACAGUAUUAUACUUCGUUGCAAGGGACAUUUUUUCUAAAUAUCGAAUCGCAUAUUUCGGAAUAAUAUAAUAUUUUUUUAUCGUGGUUGGCUUUUCCAUAAUGAUAUUAUAAAAGUAAUAUAAUUUCUUUCGUAAUUUUAUAUCUGUGUGACGGCCAUCUUACGGCUAUAUUACGUAAUCAACGUUUCAAUCAAAUUCUUAAAAGCGUGUCUGAUUUGAUGAAGCGCAUCACAAUCAACGCACAAUGAUUUGUAUAUUCCUUGUUUGGUGAUGUAUAUCCGACUAAUUUACUUAUUAUUGAAUAAUCUGUUUUGAAAAAUUCAUCGUAAAAAUGAUCAAGCGAUGCAUAUCAUAUUAACAUCGCAUAAUGAAAUUUUCCUCUUUGUGAAUCAAUUGAUGCAAAAACAAAUGUAUUAUAAUCCCAAGAUUAUAGGGCCAGGAAACGAUCAAGAAAUAAAAACAAAUUUAUAGAUAUUCAAUUCAAAAUUUAAGAUAUCAAAUUGUUAUAUAAAAUCUGAUUAUAUGAAAUGAGAUUAUUAGGUACCAAUAAGUAUAACCCCAAAUCAAGGGUCCAUUCGCGAGUUAGGAGGGCUUAAAAACCGGAAAUUCUUGUUCUUGUAACGCGAAUCGUUUAUCUGGCGAUUUGAAUAACAUUCUAAUUCUCAGCUCCUUGAAUGAUUAGCGAAAACAUGGAUCUUAAACCUACACGCACCUUUCUUUCUAUCAAUUUUCAUAUUUAUCGAUGAUGCAAUAUACCUCAGUAUACGUAUGUACACACACACUUACACAUAUGUUAUGAUUAUAUUCAGUUGGUUUGCUAGGAGAGUAAUACACAUGAAAAUAUUAUAUUUUUCAAGCAAUAUGUUUGAUAUAAAAAGUUUCCAAUUAAAAAUUGCAAUUGACAAUAAUAUAUUUUUCAGGAAAUGUAUUUGAUAUAGGUUUCAAAUUGGAAAUUAUUAAUUACUUGACUAUUUAACAAUGAAAUGGUUUUAUAAUUAACGGCAGUGUUUGGAAUCUUGUUCAUUUAUUAGCUUAAUCUUCAAAUCUGUAUUUUUGGUAUUUCCUAAAUUCAAUUUUGGGCUAAGUUCAACUAAUUGAUUAGCUCGUGUGUAGCUAUUUCUUCUAGUUUCAUCACCCUGGACGUUUUGCCAGCUAAGUUCUCUUGUUUUGGCUACUGAUUCUCUAUAUUGCAUUUGAAAUAUUCUGAGUUUGUUAAUGUUGCAUUAUCUCAAGUUCACAUUCUGUCUUUUGCAACGUUGAGCUCAUCUCAUUGUUAGUACCCAAUUGUAUAGUACACAAUUCUGUAAUUUUAGCAGUUUGUGCUUCUAUAUGUUUAUACAAUUAUGCAACUUUUUCCUUUCCUGCAUUCUUCCAUUUACGUUUAGCACCUAUAGAUAAUAAAUUACAAGAAAGGUUUUAUAUUCUGGGUAUAUAUUAUUUGUGUAUAUUAUUUACUACUAGAAAAGGUAUUAAAAUAUUAUUUUAAGGUAUGAUAUUAUUAUUAUUAAGUAGUAUAUUUUCAUCUUAAUAAAUAAAUUUUUUCUAUAGAACUAAUUUUUUCAUUUUAGAAGUAACAAUUUUUUAAGUAUAUCAACCUUCUGGCAAACCGACGAUAUACAUAUUUAAAUCUCGAUUGUUCUGUCGUUUUCUCUCUUUGUUUCAAUCUAGAAUACAACGAAUACGAUUUGCAAAAGAAGUGCAUGAAUUUCUCUGUAAAAUGGCGAGAGAGAGAGAGAGAGAGAGAGAGAAUAUAUGUGUUAAACGGUAACAAUUAAUAUAAUACGCUUCACUGUUGCUGCAAUGGAGAUCUGUAAAUUCUGAAUUGUUCUGUAUACACUUAUAGAUAUACGUACAAAAUGUUGGUGACUAUUAGUUAGCAAAGUAUCAUGUCUAUUAGUCUCUGAUGUGGAUUAAACAAUCUUUUUCUUAUUUAUUUAAUUUAUAUUAACUAUAGCAGCAUUUUCGUUACAUUAUGUAGAAAAACUGAACGUUUUUUCAUUGUAUAUUAUCGAACGUGUUUAUAUAGUAAUGGAGUAAAAUACUUAUAAUUUCAAUAAACUACGGAUUGUUUCAA
Bombus pascuorum is the source of this 3974-nucleotide messenger RNA. Its product is annotated as beta-1,3-galactosyltransferase 5. The transcript is spliced from 3 exons. Lineage: Eukaryota; Metazoa; Arthropoda; Insecta; Hymenoptera; Apidae. The record is from RefSeq and is a predicted model, not a curated record. Gene Ontology annotation, molecular function: hexosyltransferase activity. Gene Ontology annotation, cellular component: membrane. The coding region runs from base 498 to 1568 and encodes 356 amino acids.